Rhizoctonia solani is the source of this 4428-nucleotide messenger RNA. RefSeq names its product Retrotransposable element Tf2 protein. The transcript has 3 exons. Gene Ontology annotation, biological process: DNA integration. NCBI's taxonomy places the organism in Eukaryota, Fungi, Basidiomycota, Agaricomycetes, Cantharellales, Ceratobasidiaceae. Gene Ontology annotation, molecular function: zinc ion binding; nucleic acid binding. Bases 1 to 4428 code for a protein of 1475 amino acids. The record is from RefSeq and is a predicted model, not a curated record.
AUGGAACCGGAGCCGACCCUUGCCGCUCUCCUCGAGGCUAUCCAUUCCCUCACCAACCAAGUCGGGUCCUUGCAGGCCCAAGUCUCAUCCCAAGGCCAGCAGCUCGCGGAACUCAAAGCCUUAUGCAAGGAAACCAAUGACCUUGUUGGCGAUAAGGACCAAGGAGGAGCCCAAGCCAAGCCUGGCCCAUUGACUGGGCCUGCACCCUUCCGCCCAUCAAGGGGCACCGGGUUUGACUCAGAGGAAGAAGAAGAACCCCGGCGGGCUCCCAAAAAAGAGCCUUGCAACACGACUAGGAGUCUCAGCUCCCUCACACCAUUUGACACAGGGUCCUCCGUAAAAAGGCCAAAAAUGGAGCUGCCAGACCCUUAUAAGGGCGAUACAAGGGGACGAAAGGCCACUCAAUGGCUUGAUAGGAUGCUACUCUGGGUUGCCCUACACAGGGACCAGUUUGACGAAGAGGAGCAGAUGGUCGUCUGGAUAUUAUACCACAUGACCAACAAGGCCGCCGACUGGGCACUCCCUAUAAUAGGGACAAUCAUCAAGGGAGAAGGCAACCCUCCUAACACCAUCCCAGCCUUAACGGCGAAAUUCAAGGAGGCUUUUGAUGACCCAGAUGCCAAACGGGCCGCGGCCAGGAAAAUAGCCGCCCUCUCCCAGACCACAACCACCUCCGAAUACGUCACGGAGUUCCGUAAUUUAAUGGCGGAAUUAGACUGGAACGAGGAGGCCUACAUCGCGCAGUUCACGCGAGGUCUCCAUUGGAAGGUCAAGGAACUACUGUCAACCAAGGAUAGCGUUCCUGACGAACUCGAGGCAAUUUUUGCGGCCUCUAUUAAAAUUGAUAACAUUCGCCGCGAGAAUGAGGAAAACCGCCCCAAGAAGGCACCCGCUAAGUCCCCGGUCGCCGCGACCACUUCCACCACUACCACCACUAGGGUCCGCCUAUCCAAAGACCCCAACUACGUAACCCCGGAGGAAAGGGAUCGUCGUCGCGCAUCCGGCCUAUGCGUCAAAUGUGGUCAGAAGGGGCACGGAAUCAAACAAUGCCCGAACGGUUGGAAAGCCACAAUCAAGGAGGUAGCCAAGUUGGUCUUGAUUCGAAUAAAAAAACCCCUACUCUUUAUCAAUCUACACGUCCAGAACUCCCCGGCAGAUCCUAUUAAAACCCUUAUAGACUCAGGAGCCACGUCGAAUUUCAUCUCCCCCUCGAUUGUGGAAAAACAUAAAAUCCCAAAAACCCAACUCGAAAAUCCACGAGUUGUGAGAAUGUUAGAUGGUACCCUAUCCCAGACUGGUCGCAUAUGGCACCAGGUUCAACUCGCGGUUUCGGCCAAUGGCCACUCACACACAAUUCCCUUCCUAGUCUGUCCCAUUGGGGACACCCCGGCAAUUUUAGGCAUGACAUGGUUGACGGCAGAAGCUCCCCUCAUCGACUGGCAACAGGGAUUAGUUACUUUCCCUGAACAAGUGCAAAUUGCCUCAGAAGAAGAGGCGGACUCGGACCCUUUAGCAGAUCUCCCCCCUCAGUACCAUGAGUUUGCUAAGGUCUUUGGCGAAGAAGAAUUCAAGGUACUCCCUCCACAUAGGGAGUACGACAUCGCCAUAGACCUUGUCCCAGAUGCAAAACUGUCCCCUGGGCCUAUUUAUGGCAUGACUGACGCAGAAUCGAAGGCCCUGAAACAACAUAUAGAGGAAGAACUAGCCACAGGGAAGAUCCAACCCAGUACUUCCUCCGCAGGAGCCCCGGUUAUGUUUGUCAAAAAAGCGGAUGGCUCUCUCAGAUUGGUAGUUGACUAUAGAAAGCUAAAUGACGUCACGCAUAAAAAUGUCUAUCCGCUCCCCAGACAAGACAACCUCAUGGCCAAGUUAAGGCAUGCCAAGAUGUUCACCAAGCUGGAUCUACGCUGGGGUUACAAUAACGUCCGGAUCAAGGAGGGUGACGAAUGGAAAACAGCCUUCCGCACCAAAUAUGGAUUGUUUGAGUACUUGGUCAUGCCCUUUGGUCUUACAAACGCACCUGCGGCAUUCCAGCACUUCAUGAAUGACCUAUUCAGAGAUCUGAUAGAUGUAACCGUGGUAAUCUAUCUGGACAACAUCCUCAUCUUCUCCGAGAACCCAGAAGACCAUCCUGCCCAUGUCAGAGAAGUUCUGUCCCGACUCAUGAAGAACCAGCUCUUUUGCAAACUGUCAAAGUGCCACUUCCACGUCACUACGGUUGAUUAUCUUGGCAUUGUUAUAUCCCCAUCAGGCUUCUCCAUGGAUCAAAAGAAAAUCGAGGCAGUUACAUCAUGGCCUCAACCUAAAACAGUCAAACAGGUCCAGGCGUUCUUAGGUUUCGUCAACUAUCUCCGCCGAUUCAUUCCCAACUUCAGUUCAGUAGCACGCCCUCUGCACAACCUCACCAGAAAGGAAACCCCCUGGUCAUGGGGCACCCAAGAGGAGGCAGCUUUUCAGGAAUUGAAGGUUCUAGUCACCAAGUCGCCGGUACUCAUCCAUUCCAACCCAGAUCUCCCCUAUUAUCUGGAGACGGACGCCUCAGGGGUUGCAAUGGGGGCCAUCCUUAGUCAGCGGGGCCCAGACAACCGGUUACAUCCCAUUGCCUAUAUGUCCAAGUCAUUCUCAGGAGCGGAGGCUAAUUACGACACCCACAACAAAGAACUCCUGGCUAUCAUUAAGGCAUUGGAGGAAUGGAGAAUAUUCCUGGAGGCGACAGACAAACCGGUACAAGUGUUCACGGACCAUCGGAACCUGGAAUACUGGAUGCAGGCACGGACAUUCAACAGAAGGCAUGCACGUUGGCGCAUUUUCCUGAGCGACUUCAACUUCGAAAUCCAUUACCGCCCAGGAAAACAGUCGGGUAAACCAGAUGCCUUAUCAAGACGAUCGGAUUACAUUGAUAUGCCCCCAGAACCGGAAGUCAUGUUGCCAGCAGAGGUCUUUGCCAACACGUCAGAAGAAGAACUUGAAAUAGUCACUGAAGUACGCGCCAAACUGAGGGAAGACCCCUCCCUUGAGCCAAUCAUACAGUUCUUGACAGAAGACGCGGACAAUGCACCUCCUUCUAUCCGGAAAGCCUAUCGAGACUAUGACUGGGAGGAAGACCUACUAUGGUACCGAGGAAAACUUGUGGUCCCAGACUCAGAGGCCUUGAAGGAACGAUUACUCAGGGAAUUCCAUGACUCCCCCCUGGCAGGUCAUCCGGGUCAACAACGGACCCUGGAACUCCUGAGCCGCAAUUACUGGUGGCCAGGAAUGAAGUCAUCCGCCAAGGAAUGGGUAGAAUGCUGCCCAACCUGUCAAGCCAACCGUCGCGCCCAUGGUCCUGCCAUUGCUCUGAAACCGUUAGAAGUCCCACCUUUCCCAUUCCAUACCAUCUCCUACGACUUCAUCACGGGUUUCCCCAAGUCCAAUGGUCACGACGCAAUCCUGGUAAUAAUUGACUCCUUUUCCAAAUUUGGGCACUUCAUCCCAACCUCAAAGAAGGUCACAGCCAAGGGUCUGGCAGAUUUGUUCAUUAGUCACGUCUGGAAACUUCACGGACUACCCGUCAAAACCAUAUCAGAUCAAGGAACCACAUUCACGGGAAAAUUCCUCAGAGCCCUUUAUCAACGGUUAGGAAUCAAACCGUCCUUCUCAUCGGCUUAUCACCCGGAGUCUGAUGGCCAAACAGAGCGAGUCAAUCAGUUCAUUGAAUUCUACCUCAGAUCAUACGUGGCAGCCGACCAUUCUGACUGGUCCACUUGGCUUCCCUUGGUGGAGUAUGCCUACAACAACGCAAAGCACUCCGCUACUGGAAAAACUCCCUUCGAAUUGGUUUACGGGCGAAACCCUGUCAUGAACCCGUCUAACGUUCCAGCAAAUGUGCCCGAGGCCAAUCACGUGGCAGAUACCCUGGCACAAGAAUGGAAAGAAGCGGAGUCAGCUCUAAGAAUGAGUAAGGAAAAAAUGGUUAGGGACAAGGGUACGAUACCAGAGUACUCAAUUGGAGACAAAGUCUGGUUAGAUGGAAAAAAUGUGGAGCUCAGAACAAACUCCAACAAACUGGACCCCAAGAGACUAGGACCAUUCGAGGUCACAGAAAAAAUCUCCAGUCAUGCGUAUCGCUUAAAGCUCCCGGAAACCCUGAAGAUUCACGAUGUGUUCUACGUGGGACUACUGACCAAGGCACACGAAUCCCCUAAUCAACCAUUUCCUGAAAGACCCCCUCCUGAGACAAUAGAAGGGGAAGAAGAGUACGAAGUCGAGCAAAUCAUUGACUCUAAACGACAACGAGGCAAAUGGUUUUACUUAAUCAAGUGGAAAGGGUACGGCCCAGAAGAUAACUCGUGGGAACCGGAAGAACUGCUGGAACACAGCCAGGAAGAGAUCAAGCGCUUCAACCAAGCUAGACUCAGAAAGGCUCGUGACGCCGCCAAGAGCCUUUAA